AUGUCAACGGACGCUCCCCAGCCGGUUGUUACAGUCCGUUGCGCUUCUACAGCCUUAUCCUCUUGUUCCCGCAGGGACCAUGACUGGGUUGAUGCGCGUCAAGUAUUCCAUCUUGUCCUUGUCGUUGUCCUGAUUUUGGUCUUGUCUUUGUCACGGGCGGCGGUAGCGUGGACAGCCUCGUCACCUCACGUUCGUUCCGACGGAGGGUCUGACUCGGGAGUCCAAGUCAGCGACCAUUCCCCGGAGCCCGGGGCUCGGGUCCACCUCGGACGUCAAGGAGGAAUCACGUCAAUGGGCGUUUUGUAUCUUCUUAUUGCUGCUGCCUCCGCUCUUGGAUUCCAAGCGAGAGGCGCAUGUAUCAGGGUGUGGACCACAGACUUGGUGUUGCGAGAGGUCACCUUGUGGCAUCGCGGCUGCGGACUCCCGCCUCUGCUCGAUCCUGCUCCUUGGGAUCGCGGUCCUGGCCCAGGUACCUGGCCAACCCACGCUAACCAGCUUCUCAAACGGCCGCCAAAGUAUGUGCUUCCACGGGUAAGGUUCCCACCAUCGACCAGCGGCCGCACACAGCGCCUGGUCCUCGACCUCCAGCAUGUACUCGCCCUCACUCAGCGCCGCAACAAAGUCCCUGAACUCGGCCUCGUCCGUCUGUCUGGCGAGAUCCGAGUGCUGCGUCGACGCAUCGUUGGGCAUGUGGUGCGCCAUGACAAGACGCCGCGUGAGGUCGAGGAGGAUCUCGCUGCCCUCCCUGAGGUCUGA
Molecule: messenger RNA, 756 nt
Organism: Colletotrichum navitas
Lineage: Eukaryota; Fungi; Ascomycota; Sordariomycetes; Glomerellales; Glomerellaceae
Exons: 3
Coding region: 1-756 (251 amino acids)
Source: RefSeq, a predicted model, not a curated record